CAACAACCCCUCUAAAACAUAUGCUCAUUAUGCCGGCUCAACAAAUAAUACACAUGAUGUGGUUGACGAGAUGCAGCCAGGCAUGGUGGAGGAUGAUGGUGAUGAGGAUAUCAUAUUUGAGGAUGAUGAAGAAGAAGAUGAGGGGGUACCUAUUUGCAGGACAAGAAGACGAUGCUGACGAAGAUGAUGAGGUCGAUAUUGGUGAUGAUGACCCUAAUGUGAUAGAGAUUCCAGAUCCUUAUGCUGCGAUUUAUGCAAAUGUUCCAUCAGAGACUCAAAUGUCCCCGUUUAAGCAAAGAAGUUUGAGCCAGAACCACCGGGGUUUUGUUGCCGUAGUUGGAAGAUACAUCUUUCCACACCUGACACAACCCCAGCCCUAAUGAGAUUGUGGACAAGUUCGGAUCC
This is a messenger RNA of Panicum hallii, 405 nucleotides long. RefSeq lists its product as uncharacterized. The transcript is spliced from 3 exons. NCBI's taxonomy places the organism in Eukaryota, Viridiplantae, Streptophyta, Magnoliopsida, Poales, Poaceae. The coding region runs from base 21 to 380 and encodes 119 amino acids. The record is from RefSeq and is a predicted model, not a curated record.